Messenger RNA from Orbicella faveolata, 4068 nucleotides. RefSeq lists its product as uncharacterized. NCBI's taxonomy places the organism in Eukaryota, Metazoa, Cnidaria, Anthozoa, Scleractinia, Merulinidae. Gene Ontology annotation, cellular component: cytoplasm; nucleus. Gene Ontology annotation, molecular function: molecular adaptor activity. The record is from RefSeq and is a predicted model, not a curated record. Gene Ontology annotation, biological process: ERAD pathway.
UUUACGCCUUUCAAUCGGCUCCUUGGACAAUCUUGUCAGUACUCGCAAUCGAGGCCUUAUCUUCGGGCGGAGUGGGGGAGGUAUAUUGUCAACCUUUGGGCGCUGGGACACUGAAACUCUUACACUACACUAAACCAUGAUCAGCUUGUUUUGGAACCCUAUUCUAGACUAGGCACCAAAAACCACUGCCCUAUCCGAGAAUAGUUAUCUUCCAUGCAGAACCCUUAUCACUAUUGUACUCCAACAUACCCUAACUAAACCAAUAUCUUACAAAAUUACUUCCGAGUGUCACUUUCUAUUAUUGAACCUCGGGUAAAGAACCCCUGUUCUAGAUUAAAUUAUUUCUACAGUUACCACUUUUCCGUUAAAAUAUGCCCUAUUCUAGACCAAAACUGUCUGAUUUCUACGCCCUAGCCCAGACUAAACUGCCUGAACACCAUACCCUUCACAGCGGCGCAUACCCAUACAUACAGGGGCCCUGUCUUCUCCGUGCAGUCCUGAUAUUCUGCGAUAUCAAGUCACUAAUCUCCGGCCCUGAUAUUGCCUGGUAUUGGGCCUAAUUUAUGUACGUUAAAUAUCUAUAAUCAUACAUUUCUGAUGCGCCUCGGUGGCAUAAUAAAGGGAAGAUAACCCCCCACAUCUCCCUCGUCGAAUCUCUUUCCCUCCCCCGUCAAGUUCGAAGUCAUACAAAACUGGCACAACGUACUUAAAAGAAUACUUUGCAAGAGUGUGGAAAAGCUUGAUAGAAUAACGAAGCUUGAUGUACGCCUGUUUAUUACAAUACACUGUAAGAUUUAGCUACGAGAUGGCGGCUGUUUUCGGUGAGAUACUAACAACAACAACAACAGCAUCUUUUAUUUAAACACGGAGUUCCAAAAUAUAUUUUCCCCACCCUACCGGGCCAUAGUAGAAAGAUAAGCAAGUUCUACCCACAAUCCUUUUCAUCAUACUCAAAGAAAGAUGGCGGACAAAACUAUAGAUGACAUCUUGGCAGUUCUUUGUAGUCACGUCAAGCUUGAAAGAGACAGGGGCCUUCAAACUUUAGAGGAGAGGUUGAAAGACUCUUCAAACUUCACUUCAGAUCUUAAAAAAGUUGAGGAUUUGCAAAACUCUUUAACUGAAUUUGUCACAUCGACUGAUCGAGGUUGGGAGACAAAGCAAGGAGGGCUGCUUGGAUCAAAGGCUUUAAUUUUGAACAACCUUGGGUCUGAGGAUUUCAGCGAGAACCUUAGAAAACAGGCACUGCAAUUAAUGCACGAUGACGAAGCCAGAGUCAGGAUUGCUUCAGGGGAGGUGCUUGGAGCUCUUUGUGCAGCAAAAGGACCAGCAGUGUUUAUAGCUUGUCGUGAUGAGAUUUUAAAAAAUGUCAGUGAAAAUCUGGAGAGGAAACUGCCUGAUCCUUGUGAGGUAGCUGAGGGACUUGUUUAUAAACUGACUGGUGCUGAAAAGGACACAGAACAAGAUACUCACAAGAAAGCAGAUGCAGCUCAGAUAUUCCAUGACACAGCAGGCUGGAAACAUCUAGAGACGAGUAUGAGAUGUCUUCAGUCGGUGAUCGAAGGCUGUGGCAAGGCAUUUAAUGAGCACAUCACUCAGAAUCUUCUGGAUCUCAUAUUCCAGGCUCUGAACCACACAAACAGAUUUGUGCGAGAAACCGGUUAUCAACUUUGUGCUUCACUUGUUCGACUGGGAAGAAAGCAAGAUGAAAUCUCUGAAGCAGCAGAGGCAAUGGUGGUAGAUAUUGAAGAGAAUGCUAUUCUUAAGCAUGGAGAACAAUUUGCAGAUUAUCUGAAAAAAGGAUUGUCUGAUAACUGGAGUCAAGUUCGCCUUGCAGCAUCUGUGGCUACCAGGCAGUUUUUGCAGACUUUGCCAAACAGUGAAUCAAGAGAAAGAUUUUACCCUAAGGUUUUACCAGCCAUGUGUCUUAACAGGUUAGAUCAUAUUAGCUUUAGAUAUCUUCAAAAGAUCUUACAAAAUGAAUAUGAAAUGACAGAGAGAUCUUGUGAAGGCCUUUGCAAGUGUCAACCCUUAUUAAGUGAUUUUCUGUUUGAUUUAAAAGGGGAGGUGCUUGGAGCUCUUUGUGCAGCAAAAGGACCAGCAGUGUUUAUAGCUUGUCGUGAUGAGAUUUUAAAAAAUGUCAGUGAAAAUCUGGAGAGGAAACUGCCUGAUCCUUGUGAGGUAGCUGAGGGACUUGUUUAUAAACUGACUGGUGCUGAAAAGGACACAGAACAAGAUACUCACAAGAAAGCAGAUGCAGCUCAGAUAUUCCAUGACACAGCAGGCUGGAAACAUCUAGAGACGAGUAUGAGAUGUCUUCAGUCGGUGAUCGAAGGCUGUGGCAAGGCAUUUAAUGAGCACAUCACUCAGAAUCUUCUGGAUCUCAUAUUCCAGGCUCUGAACCACACAAACAGAUUUGUGCGAGAAACCGGUUAUCAACUUUGUGCUUCACUUGUUCGACUGGGAAGAAAGCAAGAUGAAAUCUCUGAAGCAGCAGAGGCAAUGGUGGUAGAUAUUGAAGAGAAUGCUAUUCUUAAGCAUGGAGAACAAUUUGCAGAUUAUCUGAAAAAAGGAUUGUCUGAUAACUGGAGUCAAGUUCGCCUUGCAGCAUCUGUGGCUACCAGGCAGUUUUUGCAGACUUUGCCAAACAGUGAAUCAAGAGAAAGAUUUUACCCUAAGGUUUUACCAGCCAUGUGUCUUAACAGGUAUUAUGUGGCAGAAGGUGUAAGAAUAUACUCCCAACAAAGCUGGAAAAUGGUUGUAGGAACUGAAGGGAAGCACAUGGUGGAAAAAUACAUCACUGAAACAGUGGAAUUUUAUAUAAGUCAGACCAAGGCAGAUAACCAUGCCGUCAGAGAGGCUGCUUGUGCCUGCAUAGCUGAACUAGGAACUAAGGUGAACCCUGAUAGUUUACGGCCACAUGUUUCAGAUCUUCUACAAGCUUUGGUGUGUUGUUUCAAAGAUGACAGCUGGCCUGUUAGGGAUGCUGCUUGUGUAGCUUGUGGAAAUUUUGUUCUCUGUUUUCCUCAAGAGUGCAGGUAUCAUAUAGAGCACACUGCUGGGACCAUCAAUAUUGAGAGGACGAANGCCCAUUUCAAACAUUACACACAACAUCUGCAUCUGCUGGAAACUGUGUGUACACAGUUGCCAGUUGUAGCCAAAGGGAUUGGAAAGAAUCAAUUUAAAAGACACUUUGAGCUAUUCAUUGACAUAAUAUUCUACAGCCUGAAAAGCGAUAAUGCCCUCACAUCAACAGCUGCUUCUGAGUGUCUUUCUCAGUUUAGCACACUGCUGGGACCAUCAAUAUUGAGAGGACGAAUAGAAAUGUACAACCCAAGUUAUCUCGAUCUUUUACCUCAGAGUUCUCUGUGUCCUCGGUAGCUAUCAUGGCCAUGAUGAUAUGAAUAACAAAUCUUAUGACAGGAUUUUUUUUCAGUUCAUUGUAAAUAAAAUUGAGAAUCUUUAGAUGUCACGUUAAAAAAUAAUUAUGAACAUCAUGUAACAUCACUACUUAUGUUUUAUUGUUGUUACUCACAAGGAACUGAUUAAUGCAAUUUUUUAACAAAUUGAUCCUUCAAAUUACAUAUUAAAUGAGUUUGACAUAUUUCCCUUCAAGAUAAUACAUUACCAUGCUCAGCCCAUACAUGAUUGACCAUAAAAACCUUUCGUCAAAAGUUUAAAUCACUGCAUGAUGUACCUUCAGGUUGUUACAACAGUCUAUUAAAACUGCAUUCAGGAAGAGUUUUGGGGGCAAAUGGGGAAAAGAAAGAACUCCGAUCACAGGUUACAACCAUCACUAAUGAGGAUAUGUGUCAAAUGAGAUAUUUUUAUUAAUCGAAGUUAAGACUUCUUGCAUAAUAGAGAUCCAGUGAUUUACAUAUUGCAAAACAUCCCAGUCUUUUUAGAGCCUGAAACAAAAAAAAAUAUUCAAGUGGAUAUCUGUUUCAUUGUAUUUUCACAUCAGUUUGUUUAGACUGGGCCUACACAGUCAGCGAUAGGAAUUUCUUCUACCCAUUUAAUGUAUUAUAUUUCUAUAAUUUCUUUUGUCUCUGUUACGGGAUUUGUAAGGCA